This is a messenger RNA of Tigriopus californicus, 1481 nucleotides long. Its product is annotated as glutamate receptor ionotropic, kainate glr-3-like. The transcript is spliced from 6 exons. Gene Ontology annotation, molecular function: ligand-gated monoatomic ion channel activity. Bases 94 to 1170 code for a protein of 358 amino acids. NCBI's taxonomy places the organism in Eukaryota, Metazoa, Arthropoda, Copepoda, Harpacticoida, Harpacticidae. The record is from RefSeq and is a predicted model, not a curated record. Gene Ontology annotation, cellular component: membrane.
GAUUUAGUACUUGGAGCUUUCAAUGUGUUGGAGUCGCGCUUGUCGAACGUUGAAUUUAGUCGAUUCUUCGGCUUCCACAAGCACACAAUCGUCAUGAAGACGCCUUUCAGGGCCCAAAAGGCAGACAGCCUGAUUGCUCCUUUUAGUCGCGAUGUUUGGUUCGUCAUUUUGGCCUCGUGUAUCCUCAUGGGACCUCUCUUGUACCUAUUUGUGGCUCAUUUGGAACCUAGAGCCAAGACAGUGCCGACGACCGAACGAUAUUCAUUGAAAAACUGCUACUGGUUCGUCUAUGGAGCCCUCUUGAAGCAGGGCUCGUCGUUAGACCCAUCAUCAGAUGUUGCCCGGAUCCUGUUCGCCUCUUGGUGGCUUUUCAUUCAAGUGAUCACAUCAUUCUACACGGCUGAACUCACCGCAGUUUUGACCUUAUCCCAAUCCGAACUUCCCGUCCAGAACAUGGAACAACUUCGAUAUCGAGAAGGCGCCAAAUGGGUGGCCAUCGAUGGGGCUGAAAUGGCAAUUCUUCAAAAGGACGAAAGUUUCCAAUACCUGACUCAAGAAAUUGCCGACGGGAAAGGCUUCCUGGUCAACUCGGUGGAAGAGGCCUUGGAACGAGUUUUGAAUGAUGACGACACUUAUUUUUUGACGGAUAAAGCAUUUGCUGAGAGCUACGUUUUCAAUGAUCACAGGGCCAGAUAUUCCGCGGAUCGAGAGCAAGCCCGACAAGAAGGCUGCCGUUUGUCAGUGGCGCCUGGAUUCGAAUUUGGGAGCUUGCCAUAUGGUCUGAUGCUCAGAAAAGGCAACCGAGACCUUAAUGAGAAAAUCAACGGCAUUAUUGAUCAGUUGUCACUCUCAGGGAUUCUGGAAUACCUGGAGAACGAGAAGAGGCCCUUGAGUGAUUUACACACUGUGUGUACACUGGAUGACGAUAAGACACUCAUCGUUCAGGACUUGAUCUCGACUUUCCUAUUGGUGAUUUUGGGUUAUGCUGUAUCCACUUUGGUCCUGACCUCGGAGCUUUUGUUCCCCAAAUGUCUGAAGGGAAGAUUUGGAACCAUUCGCCCGAGCUCCAAUGACCAAUGCAUGUAUCCUCAAGACGAGGAUCGAUUGGAAAGACGCAUGAUCUCGGUGAAUGGUAAAAAAUCAAGUGUGAAUAUCAUUGGGCACAAGUGAUACGGUGCGAGUUGGGGAAAUACAGUGGAAAAUUUCACAAUGGGGCCGACCUACGUACGUAUAUAAGUGUGGGUCCAUCUUUAUCUCUGGUCUAUUGUACGUACAUAGGAUCGCAACGAUGAAUGAAGUCAAGUAAAGCGGCGUGUUCGCAUGAAACAGUGGCAAUUGAUUUUUAUUAUCUUAGAAACGCUAUCUGGAAAACGAAGAAGACUUGCUCUUCCUCAAGCAUAUCCUAAUGUGUAAUGGUAUGUAAGUGUGUAACUUGCAGAUAUUAGACAAUAAUGAAUGAAAUCGGGGUCAACAUGACUAGA